AAACUUUUUAAUUCCCUUGGAAUGUUAUGGAGAUAAGAGUUACAGAGUUACAACAACUUCAUAGCAUCGAGAGACGACGGCAAGGAAGGGAAGAGAAACAAUGGUGGAGGUGUGGUGGUCACUGAUAGGAGCAGCAGUACCUGCACUAGUUGCAGGUCAAGCAUGGAGGAUAAAGAAGAGACGUGGAGAUGAAGAGAGGAUUAAGAGUGCUAGAGGAAGAGAGAAGAGCUCUGAUGAAAUCUUUGUCUGUGAAAGAGUUUGCACUUCUAAAAGAAUGCUUAAGAAAGUUGGCGCUUUCUCUAAAGAUCCCAUUCCUGACACUUGUGUUACUGUCUGCGGUGUAUCUGAGCUUGACGCUUGCUCUGAUGCUUGUGCUCGAACUGUUUGCGUUAACCAGCAUCAAGUUGCUAAUUGGAAUGACAUUUGUCUAAGGAGAUGUCAAAGUGAAUGUCUUAAGCUCUCUUCUUCUUCCUCUUCUUCCUCCUCUCGUUUUUCUUGAAUUUGGAAGGAUUUGAUUUGUUGUUGUUGUUGUUACCUUUUGAAAUGGAAAUGGUAUUUUGAGUCUGAAGUUUUUAUAAGGUAUAAUAACAUUA
Messenger RNA from Camelina sativa (false flax), 593 nucleotides. The record is from RefSeq and is a predicted model, not a curated record. Lineage: Eukaryota; Viridiplantae; Streptophyta; Magnoliopsida; Brassicales; Brassicaceae.